Messenger RNA from Sycon ciliatum, 6451 nucleotides. RefSeq lists its product as uncharacterized. Bases 666 to 5615 code for a protein of 1649 amino acids. The transcript is spliced from 16 exons. Lineage: Eukaryota; Metazoa; Porifera; Calcarea; Leucosolenida; Sycettidae. The record is from RefSeq and is a predicted model, not a curated record.
GGUACAUGUAGAUCUAGAUCCAGCUAGCAGAUGUAAGCUCGUCCUGUAGAUCUUAGAACGGUGAGCCGCUGCCAUCUUUGACCAUAACGCCAUUUUUCUGAGUGACCAGACCACGAGGCAUGACACAACUAGCCAAGGAUCGUGUCUCCGUCAUCUUGCCCACCCGGUACCCAUCCAUUGUCGCAACAGAAGCCCUGAGUCCCCGCCAGCUCGAAUCCGAUUUUCUUUUCACUGCAGAGUUUCUGGUACCACCAUACCACGCUUGUACUUGUUGUAGCCUUGCAGGGCUAGGCUAGCUGGCGCUAGAUCGCUACUGAUAUUCAGCGGCUGCGCGUGUCGCUGGCUAGCAUCAUUGAGUUUGUUGCCCGUCGUUCUUGUCCCCUUCGCGCGAGGGAAAUAGCUGGUAUUGCCGCCGUGGCGACUCGACGUUGGCUGCACGAGGACGAGCCCUAUACCGGGCGUAUCACACCCCGUCGCGGCCAAACAGCAAAUUAUCUACCAAGCAAGGCUCGUAUCCAAGUGCCACGCGCUAGGAGCUGGCAGGGUCAAGCAUUCUGAGUGCGGUGAGAGCAAGCAGACACUGGAGAUCGACGGGCGUAUUCUAAGAACGGAGAGGGGAGUCCAUCCUGCCGGACUCCUCCUCGUCUCUCGGCAACGGCAGGUUGAUGUCAGAUCCGGUGGAGCAUGAGUCUAUGCAGUCGGUGUUGGAGACAAUUCUUGAGCUGUACGGGCAUCCCGACUUCGAUCAAACUGCCGUGACGACUGCCUUGAAGCUGGGAGGCAACAGGCGAAAUGCAAUGGUCAAAGCAGGCAAGACCGAAAACAAACAGCGAUGGAAGCCGUCGCAUAUCAGCGAGUCUCUCAAGUCAGAGCUUGUCCCCAUGCUGCAGCAGCCGAUUGCAGAUGAGAUUGACGAGAGGAAAUGGGGUCUGUUUAUGAGAAAGGCGGCGGAGUAUGCCAAGGAAGGGGUGCGCGAGAGGGCAUUCCUGAUGACGCCCAAGUAUCAGCUGGUGCAGCGCUGCGUGGCCGUCUUCAAGAAGAGCACGCAGAACGACCUGCUGUGUGAGACGUGCAACGUCAUCAUCAAAAUAUGCCACGGCACGGGAAAUUUCAAGGACUAUCGACUGAUGUUUGCCAGUGAAGACGUCGGCUUGCUGUCCGGUAUUCUCGAUAAACUCCAUCAGCCGAACAACAAAUCCAUUGAACAUGUGCUGCAUGUCAUUGCAGAGCUCAGCUAUAAGUGUCCGUCGUUUUCCAAGCAAUGUCAGCCAUUGCUCCCGUUGAUUCUGGAACUAUUCGACGCGUGUCGCAAUCAGGUUCAAAUAAUUUCCCGAGCCUGCAUAGCGCUCUGCAACCUGUGCUUUGACCCAGCGACCAAUAAUCGUCCUCUUGUGCUGGCGUCGCCAGUGUUUGCUGAGCGGAAAUACCUGGACUUGCUGCGUCAGCAUGCUCACGCACAGAAAGGCACCUUUUGCGAGCGUCUCUUCAAGCUGCUGGCAACCCUGGUCAAGGAUGAAUCAGCUACGCUUCGAUCUCGCCUGACGCAAGAAGAGAUCUCCGAAGCUGUGAAGGUGCUCACGAUGUACAAAACGGACCCGUCGGUGGUGGAUUCCGUUUGUAACUUCUUGGACAUCGCAUUGAACCGCCCAUCACCCAUGGAUGAUGGCGAGCAGGUUCCCAUCAUGGAGCUAUGUCCGGGAAGGGAGUGUAUCGAGAUAUGCAGGAGCUUUGUAAACAUGAUGGAGCACGUCGACAGGACCAAGCUGAAGAACAACGCCAUCAAACGUUUCACAACGCUCAUCCUGCACAUGUGUGGCAUCAUCCAAGAAACCGGAGCAAUGCAAGCAAUCGCCGAGUUGAACAUUGACGUGUCGCUCUCCAAAGUUCUGUCCUACUUUGAGUUCUCCCAGAAUCUUGUCGAAGUCUGUGCCAAGCUGCUCAAGUUCUUCGUCACGGACGAUACCUUGAGGCACGCGCGUCGCCAGGGAGUGUCCGCCGCAACCGUGCACGAACGAGCAGACGCUGCCCUUGCCACCUGUGUUCAGGGUGAGGACGGACAGUGGGCGGACAAUCCUCAAAUGAGAACAGCAGUGCGAGAGCUGCUAUCUGCACUUGGUUACAUCCCUGCCUCCUCUCUAGUUACUCCUGCCGCGGCAGCUGAUUCCGCCGACAUGCCUCUCACAGCUCCCUCUGCUGCUGCCACCUCGACUUCCGCUACUGCUGCCCCUCCUGCGGCAGCGUCUCCCGCAGCUGUACCUGCUGUCCUAGCAACGUCCUCGCCUAGCAAGCCCAUUGAGGGUUCUGCCACUCCGUCUGGAAAGGGUCACACGGCUUCGGACUCGUCGGCUGGCACACGAUCUACAUCUUCUGGAGCUAAACGAGGUGCGGGUCCGUCCAACAAGGCCAUGCAUGAAGCUACGAAUAGGACGUUCAGCAGCGGUUUGACCAGAGUACGCCGUAUCCGCAUCAGCCUCUGCGGUCAGUUUGGAACCGGCAAGACGAGCCUGGCGGAUUCCCUUAAGAACAAGGCGUUCGUAGACAAUAAGCCGAGUACACCGGUGCUCGAUGUUGAUCACAGCAAUGUGCUCCACGGUGCAGGAAACCUUAAGGAUUGGGAUUACGGCGCUGCCCUCCUCUGUGGUCCUGACAUUCUUGUCCAUGCUGAGAAACGCCAGCAAGAGCACGAGCAGCAGCAACGAGAACAAGAAGCAGCAAGACUGGCCGAGCAGCUCAGGAGAUCAGAGGAGUUGGCCCAGCGGCAGCAAGACGCCGAGAGACAACAGUUGGCCCGAGUUUCAGCCGUGCCGUCCAAGACUACGGGCCCUCUCCGCGCAGCCGCUCAGCCCACCCCAGACAAGCGAGUCGACGGAGAGCCAGCGGCGAAAGUCCCGAAGCGAGCUGGGUCCACAGGACUCCAGCGUGCAGGAACAGCGACGCAAGAGGCAGCAGUAGAACAUACACAGCCGCCAAAAGCAGCAAUACCCCAUCGCAGUGCCCGGACACCGACAAACGCAGAGGGGAGCUCUGCACCAAGACACAAGCAGGCAUCGAAGCAAACGUCAAAACUCACCGAUGAUCGUGGAGCAGCACCCAGCUCUGCUGAAUUGACCCAGAGCCUGGUCGAUGUCAUCUUGGCAAACCAAGAGCUGAUGCGAGACAUUGGUGAAGAAGAAGUGGUGGUGUCCAUUUGGGAUUGCGGCGGCCAAUCAAUCUUCUCAAGCCUGCAGCAUUUCCUAAUGGGUGAAGAUUACGUCAUCUAUAUUCUCUGUUUCAACGCCUCGGAAAAGUUCGAUAAGAUCAAGCCCCAGAACUACUGGAAGUUGUCAGGGAGUACGGUGUCCGAAAUGACUCUUGACGUACCAGAAGACCUCAAGAACAUUGACCACCUUCGACACUGGCUAACAGCUAUCCACUUUGCCAGCAACCCAGGCAAGGCUGUGGGAAGCAAGGCGUUCGACUACCCGCCUGUGAUAUUGGUGGGGAACUUUGCCGACAAGCUGUCGACGGAUGUGGAACUUUCACAGCACAAGGUCAAUAUCCUCGAGGAGCUGCGAAAGCUCUGCAGCCGGUCGCCAACUUUCCGGGGUAUGCUUGAGAGCGAUGAAAUUGAUCCCGCAGAGUUGUUCCUUGUGGACAACCACGAAUCCGGAGCUUCUCCAGAAGUUCGAGGAAUCCGAAAGAAGCUGCAGGAUGCUGUUUCAUCGGUGCUGGCAGACAAGGAGAUUCCGACGGAAUGGGUUCGCUUUGAGAUGAUAAUGGAGUAUCUGAAGAAACAACCCACCCACACUGGCUACACAACACGAGACUCGAUGAAGACACUGGUGGAGAAGGCCUGCAAGAUCCAGGAUGACUCCGGCAUGGACGGUGCUCUAUCCGAGUUCGAGCGUCUUCUUCGGUUCUACAACGACCUACGUGUCAUCAUCUAUCGGCCGGCAAACAAGAACUCGCCGCAGCCUGAUGACAUCAUCUUCCACAACACACAGUGGCUCAUCAGGCAGAUCAACAUCCUCGUCUUUGGCCACAAAUACCUGGUCGAACCUGGCGGAGGUGGUGGCAGGACGGCGAAGGAAGCCGAGUUUCGCAACGUUCUGUGGACAAAGGGAAUAGCAAAUCGGCAAUUGAUGGACUAUGCCUGGAAGGAGGUGGAACGAGAUGUCCGUGAAAAGAUGCUGGACGUGAUGGUCGACUGGGAUUUGCUGUACAAAUUCGGAGACGCCCAGCAAGCAAAAUACUUCAUCCCGUCUGCUCUUCAACGUCGACCGCCGGAGAAAAUCGAGGAGGCCCUGCGCAGCUUCCAGCAGGACAAUGAGCCAAACGACGUCUGCUUCUCCACAGCUGACACACCGUUACUGAUCAUGGUUCAGCCACCAGGCAAGCCUGAUGAAGAAGCCGUGAACUACAAGUAUCCCGAUGCGGACACACCGAUGCCACACAGCUCGUACUUCAAGCUACUCGUACGGCUCAUGAGAAAGUGGAACAUCACAAACACUGACCGGAGUCGCUGUGAGUUCACCUACAACACAGCCAGGUUUCGGCUGUGGCUGCCGGAGCAGCUCCGUGACCAGUUUCCAGGCAAGGUGGAUAUCUUCUUGGCUCACUACGACUCGUCAGGUGCCCUGCUGGUCAGCAUCAACUUCCGGUACUCACCUGGCUGUGCCUCUAGCGCCUCUGAUUGUCUGCAGCCGAUCUCAUCUAUAUGCCAGCACGUCCGCAAGGAAAUCAUGGAGGAGUUGGGUAAGUUGGAGAACCCGAAACUGGACGAACCGAUCAUGUUCAGUUUACCACUACCGCCAGUAUGCGCAUGCAGAGCACCGGAGUGGAAGGACUACACCAGCGAAAGCCGGGACCUCGGAUAUGCACCGUGGCGUGUAAUCUACAGCGAAUCCGGUGCUCAGCACGAUCCGUACUGUGUCGGGUGCGAUUCGGAGUACAGCAUACCCAGCAACUCAAACUGCUGGUUCAAAGCCAGUACCUUCCAGCUCGAAGGACAACAGAAUGCUGUAGCGAGGAAGCAAGUUGCGCUCUGGGAGAAGAAAGUGGAGAUGGCCAAAGACCAGUCACUUCCUACGGAGGUGAAGAAGUUUCUUGAUGACCGUGCUGACAAGUGUCUGUGUAUGGUGGCUAGAAGCAGAGACACACUUGCCGUGGCAUCAUCGCCGUCCCGCACUAUCGAGCUGGCUGUGGGUCUGGACGACUUAUGGGGGCUUUGCCGCAAUCAUGUCCAUUCUGGGCGUUUGGAUGUGAUCCUGCGUGGUGCUCGGCUGUGGUGUGACUCGCUGCAGAGCGAAGAUGAGCUUGUUCGUGUUCUAAGUCACUUCUGUCAGGAGAAACAGUGCGGUCCUGAUCGGACAUUGAAGGUUUCCAUCAUGCCAACUCUUAUGGCAAGGGAAAGAUGCCAGCAGUACCCGCGUCCACUGUGGUGCUUCUUGCUGCUCAAGCACUUCUUUAUCAUCAAGAAGAAGGGCAUAGAUGUUAGCACUCAAAUCGGUGCUUUGCCAGCUAUCGACUCGAGCCUAGCGAGCUGGAUUGCUCCUGCGGUUUCUUCUCCUGCCAGCGUCCCGGCCAUACAACCUGCUGCUGCCAGCGUCUCGACGGCCAUACUGCCUGCUCCAUGAGGCAUGGGUAUGCCACCAGCUAGCGGGGGUAUGCCACCAGCUAGCGGGGGUAUGUGAGCUAUUGCCGACAGUUUGACCGCGAUCCCGUGUGCCAUCGGCGCAGCCUUUUCCUGUGACACAUGCUGUUCUCAACAUACCCAUCAUCUAGACCCGCCACUCAGUAUUGCUUACUAUAUUGAAUUGAGUGAUUGUGGGAAAGAUGUUGGGUGGAUCCCAUGCUAUUACGCACCAAAGGAAGGAAUUAGUACUGUUUUUCGAGACUGGGACCGAGACAAUUAUCAUCACACUUCUCUACUUGUUUUGGCUGCCACGUAUGCGGCAGUGCUUCUUUAGACAGCACACCCACUAGAGACUGCACAACUGUUACUGCAUAUCUAUCUAUUAUAAUGUAUGUGUGUAUGUGUGUGUGUGUGUGCAUGUGCGCGCGCGCUUGUGUGCAUGGGUGAGAGUGUGUAUGUGUGUGUGUGUGUGUGUAUGUGCGCGCGCCCGCACGUGUGUAUUUGCGAACUUCUUUGAAGUAUGUGAGAGAGACAUUAGAUGGUCUACCAUGAAAUGAUUAUAUUUCACCAUAAUUAUAGGCCUUUUUGGUAUUUUUCUUGUCCUCUUGCCGCAAAGUGCUGUUUCCCUGUUCUUCCUAUCCACUUCUUCCUACCCACUUCUUCCUACCCACUUCUUCGGAAAGUUCCUAGGAGACUUUAGGACGUAGCGUUAGAUGUGUUCUCAUCACUGACUCCGGUCGUUAGUAUCGUCAGUAUUGAAUUUCUUUUAUUCCCAUAGCUAUGCAAAAUACGUUACCUUAGUAGCAUCUGGCGCUAGCCAGGGUGCACAGCGCUCUA